Molecule: messenger RNA, 960 nt
Organism: Triticum turgidum subsp. durum (durum wheat)
Lineage: Eukaryota; Viridiplantae; Streptophyta; Magnoliopsida; Poales; Poaceae
Source: the annotation of a GenBank genome assembly
AUGGAGAACUUCAGGAUGGACGACGACGACGAGUUGUUCCACCGCUACGACCCUGAGGUGCUGGCCGCCAACGGCAUCGAGUACCCCCCCGACGAUACUAGGAUGCGCAUGAAGUGGUGGGCUUUUCUGAUGCAAGUAGAGGGUAAUUUGAGACCUACAAAUAUGUCGGUACCUUCGGCAAAGAUCAUCAGGUACCCAGAUCAAAUGGAGAAGGCAUGGGGAUGGUGGAGGCUGCUGCCCAUCUAUCAGGGCCUCGGUUCGGACAUGCCCCUCUACCGGGAGUACCUCUGCGAGUACUACCUCCGCAAUCCUCCUGAAUCUGUCGAUGACUCUGCCUGUACCAGGCACAAGUUUGUGGUCCGAUCUGCAUGGACAAAUGAGAAUGGCCGUCUCAUUCCUCUCGCCCGCAAGUGCCUGGAGAUGGAGGCCAAGUUCAUCGGUCUGUGUGAGAGGAACAAGAUAAAAUUAACUGACACUGAGACUGCCCUGAGCCACAAAAUCAAGCAGCAUGCGCAGGACAUAGUUGAUGGAGCGUGUGAAUAUGCUGGUGCAUAUGCUGCCGCUGCUGCUUUGGUGUGUAUCUGCAAAGAGGCUGAGUUGAUGUGCGAGAGGGCUAUGUGCGGGAGAUACAACUCUGGUAACUUGACUUGCAUGCUCUGCAAUCAGCUCAGAGAGCAUGCCAUCAGUCUUAUGUUGUACAAAGGGUCUGGAUCCAUCGCCGCCGCUGCUGGUGCCGCCAUGGUGGGCGCUGCAAAGGAGGCCAAGCUGUUACGUGAGAAUCUGAGCAAUCUAAGCUGUGAUGAAGAAAUGUCUGUUUCCAUUCGGGAGGAAGCCUGUUGCAUUCUGCAGGACAUGCACACUGAAGCUUUUGGUGCUAAUGGGAAGAACAACAUUGCUGCUGCUGCUGCUGCUGGAGCAGAUAUAUCUACUAGGCACGGAUCAGCACUGUUGGGAAUUUGA